UGUUUUUCAUUUUAGACAAAUGUGGGAGACAUCAAUGGAAGGUCAAUUAAGUUUAACAAAGAAAACUACACCAUCUAAUUACUACUACAUUUGUGAAAAGAAUGGUGGCUCAUUGUCUGACAAGAUGGAUGAACUUGCUUGCUUUGCCCCUGAUAUGCUGGCAUUAGGAGCCUCUGGUUAUGGGCCAGAAAAAUCAGAGCAAAUUAUGAAUAUGGCAAAAGAGGACAUGAGUGUGGGCACAUCGUGGAACAUCUUGAGACCGGAGACUGUUGAAUCACUUAUGUACCUAUGGCGCUUGACGGGGAAUACAACAUACCAAGAUUGGGGGUGGGACAUAUUCCAGGCAUUUGAGAAGAACUUCCGUGUAGAAUUUGGAUAUGUGGGACUGAGAGAUGUGAACACUGGUGAAAAAGAUAACAUGAUGCAGAGCUUCUUCCUGGCAGAGACGCUCAAGUAUCUCUACCUACUUUUCUUUCCUCCAUCAGUCAUAUCCUUUGAGGACUGGGUUUUCAAUACUGAAGCUCACCCAUUAAGAAUUGCUCCAGUAAAUGGUAACAAAGGCAUUGGAACACCGGUCCGUCCAUUCGGGAGAAAACAGGGAAAGCCUGAGUAA
This is a messenger RNA of Zea mays, 613 nucleotides long. RefSeq names its product mannosyl-oligosaccharide 1,2-alpha-mannosidase MNS1. Gene Ontology annotation, molecular function: calcium ion binding; mannosyl-oligosaccharide 1,2-alpha-mannosidase activity. The transcript has 4 exons. Lineage: Eukaryota; Viridiplantae; Streptophyta; Magnoliopsida; Poales; Poaceae. Gene Ontology annotation, biological process: carbohydrate metabolic process; mannose trimming involved in glycoprotein ERAD pathway. Gene Ontology annotation, cellular component: Golgi membrane; endoplasmic reticulum. Bases 20 to 613 code for a protein of 197 amino acids. The record is from RefSeq and is a predicted model, not a curated record.